Syngnathus acus (greater pipefish) is the source of this 7385-nucleotide messenger RNA. RefSeq names its product CUGBP, Elav-like family member 4 (gene celf4). The record is from RefSeq and is a predicted model, not a curated record. The coding region runs from base 474 to 2057 and encodes 527 amino acids. Gene Ontology annotation, cellular component: ribonucleoprotein complex; nucleus; cytoplasm. The transcript has 14 exons. Gene Ontology annotation, molecular function: mRNA binding. Gene Ontology annotation, biological process: regulation of alternative mRNA splicing, via spliceosome; mRNA splice site recognition. Lineage: Eukaryota; Metazoa; Chordata; Actinopteri; Syngnathiformes; Syngnathidae.
AAAGGUGCCAAGAAGCUGGGACGAGGGAACGUGGGUGUAAAUAGGCAGUGAACACGCUUAGUCUCUCUCUCGCUCUCCCUCUGUCUUUCAGCCUCCCCUUCCUCUCUCUCUCUCGCUCGCUCUUUCGCUCCCUCACUCACUCUCUCUCACUCACUCUCUGUUUCCUCUCUUUUAUUAUAUCAAUGAACGACUUUCUGAGUAGGACUUAAACACAAGGAAUCAAAAGACUCCAUCGGGACCAAAACGGCAUCACGCGUUUCUGCUAUGCGACUUGGCCGCGCGCUACAUGUGUUUUCACAUCCAUGUAAAUAUUGGCUUUGAUAGGACGAGAGCCCAAUCAGCUCUGGUGCGGCUUGCUUUCGGACGCGAAUUUUGACCAAGACUUGCGCCUUGCCUUUUCAUUCGCCACCGCUCAUAUUGCCAUCUGCUGCUGUUGCAAGCCACCCUCAACUCGCUGGCCGGUCCGAACGACGAUGGCAACUUUAACCAACGGGCAGGUGGACGCCACGGUGCACGGGGUCGGUGUCGGGGUGGUCUCCGCCAGCAACGGGCUAGUGAACGGAUUAAGCCACAACCACAGCCCGGCGGGCUGCCCGGCCACCAUCCCCAUGAAAGACCACGAUGCCAUCAAACUCUUCAUCGGUCAGAUCCCCCGCAACCUGGACGAGAAAGACCUGCGGCCCCUCUUCGAGGAGUUUGGCAAGAUCUACGAGCUGACGGUGCUCAAGGACCGCUUCACGGGCAUGCACAAAGGCUGUGCCUUCCUCACCUACUGUGCCAGGGAGUCCGCCCUGAAAGCCCAGAAUGCAUUGCAUGAGCAGAAGACCCUCCCGGGGAUGAACAGACCAAUCCAGGUGAAGCCAGCAGACAGCGAGAGCCGAGGAGAAGACAGAAAGCUCUUUGUGGGCAUGCUCAACAAGCAGCAGUCGGAAGAUGACGUGCGACGCCUUUUCGAGUCCUUCGGUGGCAUCGAGGAGUGCACCAUCCUGCGAGGUCCUGAUGGCAACAGCAAAGGCUGUGCAUUUGUAAAAUACUCGUCUCACGCCGAAGCUCAGGCGGCCAUCAGUUCACUACACGGCAGCCAGACGAUGCCUGGUGCCUCAUCCAGUCUGGUGGUAAAGUUCGCAGACACGGAUAAGGAGCGCACCAUUCGCCGCAUGCAGCAGAUGGCUGGUCAGAUGGGCAUUUUCAACCCUAUGGCCCUGCAGUUUGGAGCCUACGGAGCCUACGCUCAGGUGCAGCAGCAGGCCGCAUUGAUGGCAUCUGUAGGCCAGGGGGGUUACCUCAGUCCGAUGGCUGCCUUUGCUGCUGCCCAGAUGCAGCACAUGGCCACCAUCAAUGGCCUCCCCGGAGCACCGCUCACGCCCACGUCGGGUGGCAGCACUCCUCCAGGCAUCAGUGCCCCCACAGUGACCAGCAUCCCUUCCCCUAUUAGUGUCAAUGGUUUUACUGGGAUGCCGCCUCCUCAAGCAAAUGGACAGCCACCUGCAGAGGCCGUCUUCACCAAUGGGAUACACCAUUACCCAGUAUUGCAAGAAGUGGUUUUUAGGGAGGACUCUGAGAAAAAUGGCUUGGGUGUUGCUCCAAGGAGUUGUUUCGGAGUACAGGGUGGCUGCUUUCUCUCUUCUCUAUCUGAAGCAGCUCAAAGUCCCACUGCAGCUGAUCCUCUCCAGCAGGCUUACACGGGAGUCCAGCAGUAUGCAGCAGCCUACCCUGCCGCAUAUGGCCAGAUCAGCCAGGCUUUCCCCCACCCACCAACCAUCAUCCCACAGCAGCAACGAGAAGGGCCAGAAGGUUGCAACCUGUUCAUCUACCACCUCCCUCAGGAGUUUGGGGAUGGCGAACUGAUGCAGAUGUUCCUGCCAUUCGGUAAUGUCAUCUCCUCCAAAGUGUUUGUGGAUCGAGCGACAAACCAAAGUAAAUGCUUUGGCUUUGUAAGCUUCGAUAACCCGGGCAGCGCCCAAGCUGCCAUCCAGUCAAUGAACGGCUUCCAGAUCGGCAUGAAAAGACUCAAGGUGCAGCUGAAGAGGCCGAAGGACGCAAACCGCCCUUACUAGCCCCGGCCCCAGCAAGCCGCUGCCAUCCACGGUGGCCGGGGUAGCUGUCGCACACAGUGGAAGACAGGUUUUGUAGAGCUGAAUUAUAUGUUGAUUAUUUGCUACCCGCUGUAGAAUGCAAACUCAACAUCUGGAACACUGCUUCAGAAGGAAAGGACAUCGAGAAAGCAAGAAGGCCUUGUCAGAGUCAUGGAAAAUUCCUUUUGGAUGUACGAAAAACUUGAAAACUCAGUGAGAAUUUGUACCACCUCGGUUUGCCCCUGGACCUUUUCUUCUUCACAUACAGUAUAUACACACAACCACAAACACACACACGCACACAGACACACACACAUCCUUCCACUCGGAACCCUGCUUGAAUGACAGCUACCUUUUUUUGGACCACACAAACUUUUACUUGAACAAUGACGGGGAAAAAAAGUCACAAACACUUUGAAUGACCAACCCCGAUGAACUCUUAAAGGGAACAACGGCUGUCAAAAAGUCCAACAAGAACAGUGUAAACUUUUUAAAAACUGAAUUGCUGAAGGAGAUAUUUUUCUUUGGUCUGGUUUGCGUUUCGGGCCGGUUGACUUGACACACAGAGGAACAAAUUCCAGAAGAGAGAAUAUGAUAUUAUCAGGACAAAGAAUUGGCUCGGGUUUGGGAUGACUGUCUUUAGCUUCGGAGUGCCUGUCCGUUUCCAGGGGAUACCAUUGCCAAGGAGAACCAUAGCAACGGUCUCCAGGGAGUCUUACCUGUCAUUCCUUAGUUGUUUUAGGGACCAAAUGACCAAACAUUUUUAUUGCUGAGGACUUGUAGUUCUAAUAUACUUGGACCACUGCAACUCUUUCAGCCAAUCUCAACUGGCUCAAGAGUUGUCCUAAAAAGAAGUGUACAUUUCCAAUAUAUAUACAUACAACACGUGUGUGUGUGUGUGUAUAUAUAUACAUAUAUAUUGCCAAUAUGCUUUUGGAAUACAGGCAAAACUAUUUCAGAUGACCAAAUGGGGUCUCUCACUUUGUUAGUUUACAAUCACCCCAAUUUUUUUUGUUAUUUGUUUGUUCUCCUCAUUUUGUCUUGGGAGGGACAGAGAGUGCAUGGGAGGGGCUGCUCCGCAUCACAGCCUUAUCUUUUUUAACUUAACAUCCUAACCUCAUAGAUAGAAUAACAUCAGAAACCUUUGAUCUAUAUGAACUUGUUUAUAUUUGCGGUACAUAUAUACAUACGUAUAGCGAGCGUUAAAAAAAAAUGUAUUCAUAUAUACAGCAUAUAUGGAUCAACAAGAUAUUAAUCACAAGCAAAUACAUAUGUACUUAUAUGCACAUAUUUGAUAUAUGUGUGUGUGUGUGUAUAUAGAACAGCUACUGACUAUGUUGAGCUGUUGUUUUUAUUUAUUUUGGGGUAGGGGGGAGUAUUUUUGCUGGAGUUUGACACAUUGCUCUGCUUGGGAUGAAUCGCAAAUCUGGCAGCUCCCCAAAACUGCAGGCAUUCCUUUUUCUGAUUACCUACUGUAUAUGCUGACACACCGUAUAUGGCACUGCUAAAGGGAUACGUGUGUGUGUGGGAAUGCACAUGAUACUGUAAAUAUUGUCUGAAAAUGCAAAAAGCCACAUCUCGGUAGCAGGCUUCAAGAAAAAAAAAAAAAUCAGGCUCAAGUAUUUUAGAGGAAAAGGACAAUUAUCUUCGAGUCGAUUCCAAACAUAUCUGUUAUGCUUUGCACGCGCGAGCGCACACACAUACACACACAAACGUCUCUUUGAAACUUGAACCAAAAUGAAAACGUCUCGCAACUCUAGCUCUCUCUUGCAUUCAGUAAAAAAGUGCAUGUAGCGUACGGGCUGUCACUAUGUCUGGGUGUGCCUUGCCACCUGCAGAAUCUGCCAUCAAACACUGUGCUCUCGCCAAAAUUAAAGAAUAGAAACCACACAUACUUUUGCAAGCAGCCAGCGCACUAUUAUGAUGUCAAAACGCCGCCAUAUCUCUCAGCUGUGUAGUGAGGUUCAAUGCAUGUCCACUAUCGCUCCAUCCAUGUCUUUGAGCUAUAUUCUACUCACAUGAUGCUUUAGAUCAAAGUGAGCAUUAUUCAAACAUGCGAGCACAGCUACUAACUAGCAAAGCUGCAAGUGAGGCACCUGUGACGAAGUCAAAAUUAGGCUUAAUGUGAGUUUGUAGGCUUAGGCAAUAAAUGGCUUGAUCAGCGACAAUUCUUGGCAUGAAGCAUAUCCUUGAGAGCAGGGGUCGCCAAUACUCCCGAGCUACUGCUAGAGCUGGCAAAAAGGUCAAAGAAUAUUUGAAUAUAUCUACUCUGCCAUGGUUUAGGAUAAACUAUCGCCUGUCAUUGAAAUCAUUGGGUGGAGAAUAGUAAUGACAAUUCUGAGGGCCCACGAUCAUUUUCAAUUUGCAUCAUUGAGGCUCAAAAUCUAUUGGUUGCUGUAAAAGAAAUUUUAAAAUAAAUGGGGAUACUCAAGGCAUCGGUAUCAGUGCAGUUUUCAGCCUCAUUUCAAGCUAUCGAUACUUGUGACGGUUGUGGCUGUUUUACGGUUAGGAAUUGGAAAUUAGAAGAACAGAACAUUGUCAAUAAUUUCAUGCAAUUUGAAGGAAGACUGCUAUAUUGGGAUAUGUAGGUCUUUGAAAUUAUCCAUCAUUGUUUUUAGAGGGGAAUUGUAAGUACCAAAAGUUCUUGCGGUAUCAGUACUUGGUAUCGGUGUUGAAUAUCGGACCGCUAUCAGUCUAAAACAAAAGUGGUAAAAACAAAUUAGAAAGUCUUUGAGACAACUUCUGCAUAUUCCUUCUUCAAACCAUUUCAGACAAAAAUUUUUAUUUGAUUUUUUUGCUAAAAAGCCCUUAGUUUUAUUUGAAGCUAUCAUAUUAAACCAAAGUGGUUUCUGGCUGUUUUUAUUUUACUUGGGAAGCUGCUCACAUAGACAUGAGAGAGGACGGAGACCCCUGCUCUGAGAAAAUGCUACCUUAUCUAAAUCUCAACCUUGUCUAAAUCCUUAAUACAAUAAAAUAUCAAAUGGAAAGCGUAGCAAUAAGUGUGGCGGGGAUAAAAUGUUUAUCCAUCAUAGUGACUGUACCAUUAAGGUCGGCUUCGUAUUACUUUAGAAUACAAUUGAAGGUAACAGUAAAAUAUAGAAUACGUACGAAAGGUCACCAGAGUUAUUGGCCAUGCAGCUGCUGGAGAUUACGCACUGAAUAUUUAUACAUGUGAAUUUUUAUAAGGCUAUGAGGCACUGGGAGGCAAUGCUUCCUGUUAGCUGGUGUUACUAGUUUGGUGUUAGUUAAGCUCAAUUGAUUGAACAAUUGACUUUUUACCUGCCAAAACCAAUGAGGCUAAAUUAUUUCGUUCGACUUCCGAGGACGCCCAGGCGCGGCUUGGUUGCGCUGGUAAUACUGUCCCGAGCAUGGCAAGGACCAUCGUGACCAAGCAAAACUGACAUCUUAAACUCAAUCAACUGAAUGUGUGGUGAGCCCGCUUUGACUGCAAUGCAAAAACAAAAAGCGUGUUGACGUGGAGUUCUCUGAGCCACAUGUGGUAGAAUGCCAAGCACAUCAUCUUUAUUUGCCCACAACUGUAAGCCACACGUUUACAAAAGGAAAAAUGUCUAACGGUUUAAAACAACACCGGACAGAGCAGAAGUCUGAAUAUAAAUAUAUAUAUAUAGAUAUGUAAACAUAAACCAAUGAAUAUACUGUAAAUUAUUUCUUUUUUUGCUCUGUUCUCCUCUGUACAUAGGUUUGCAUAUUUUAUAGGACUUUUACUUCUAUCUACAAGGACUGGAUAAAGUACUUUAAAUACUCCAAAAAAAUAUAUAUGAAUGAAAACAUGGUAAUGCUCAUUAAAACCAGGUACAAAAAACAAAAAAAGGUUGCUAGGAUACAGUGCGAAAUGUAGGACCUGACCAAGGCAUUUAUCCAGAAAACAGUCAGGGACAGCAUUGACCUCAGUUAGAGCUUAGACACACGUUGACCUAUUUUAUAACAGAAAUACUUUCAUAGGUUCUAUUCAUUUCUGUAUUUAUUUACAAGUCAUGUCUGAGAUGAUAUGCAUGCUUUCAUGGCAUUAUUUUUCUAUGAGUUGGUACGUGACCAAAUAGUUUUUUAUAUGACAUGCAUGGGCCACACUACUCUUGUGGUCCACAAAUGAUCAUUGUUCCUGUCGUCAGGACCGCGCCUUCAGCACUUCUUAGAAAGAUGGAGAAAACAGCUCCUAUUGACCAAGUGAUGUCAAAGACAGAUUUGAAUAUUUGUGUUGUAUUUAUUUAUUUAUUUAUUUAUUUAUUUGUGCCGUUUGACUCAAGAUCUGAGCUCUAUUUUUGCCACCGAGGGGUCUUGCUUAAAAGUGCCACUUUGUAUUACCAUCACAUUACCUCUUCAUAUGUUGCAAAUCUAAAAAAAAACAUUGAUUAUUCAAUUCCCUGUUUCCCAUAAACAUCGGAAAGCAGUCAGCUACCGUGUUUCGAAGCCUUAUGUACAUUUCUGUUUAUAACUUACGGAAGAUAGCUUCGUUGGUUUAAAGGGGAACUAUGACGAUUUCGCCGACUUAUACUUAUGCAGUAUAUUGUAAAUAAUAGUAAUGUGCAUAUCAAACCUGGUUUCGAUCUUAUCAGAGUAAAAAAUAUAGAAUCAGAAAUGAGUAUAAUAGGUUCCUUUUGAAAAAUGCAAAUUAAAUGAGAAGUCUUCUAAUGGGUUUGUUUUUUUUAUUUCUUUUUUAUGUAAUGUAAUCUCUAGUUUAGUGCUCCCUCGUUAACUAACUGUACAAUCAGACGUUUGCCUUGAGAUCAAAUUGAGCUUCUGCAAUGUAAAAAGCAAAAUUCUUUAUAAACAAAGAAAAAUCUGUGAUAUAAAAUACCACUUUGGUCAUUAAAAAAAAUAAUAACUUCACUUCCUUCCUGCCAUUUUCUGCAUCUUGUGUCGCAUUGUUUGGCAGAGCUCUGAUCUUGUUCAACUGUGUUUUACCAAGAGCAAAAGUCAAUGAAAUCUGCACUAUCCCAUCCCAACAAAAUUGAUUUACUGUCAUUUUUAUGUGCUGUGAUAAUUUUUUCCCUAAACUCUACAGUGACUGGAGAGGCAUCAUGUGGUUUAAAAGCUACUAUGGAGAUUUAUUUCCCAAUUUCAGCACAUAUGGAGAUGGAGUGGGAGGGGGGGGGGGGGGGGUGAAUGUUGCAUAAUUCAGCUUUGCAAGGUUCCUGAAGCUUCUGAUAGGCCAAUGCGCUUUAGGCUCUUGCCCCUGACUCUCAAGAAAGACUGCACCAAUUUCUUGUUCCCUUGACUCCUUUUUUUGUAAUUUUAAAAUGAAUGAUGCGUCUCAGCUUAGGCCAAUAAUAAAGCACAGUCUAGAAUAAA